Molecule: messenger RNA, 1143 nt
Organism: Eurytemora carolleeae
Lineage: Eukaryota; Metazoa; Arthropoda; Copepoda; Calanoida; Temoridae
Product: pre-mRNA-splicing factor 38B-like
Exons: 3
Coding region: 1-1143 (380 amino acids)
Source: RefSeq, a predicted model, not a curated record
AUGAGUAGUUUAGAUAGAAAGAAGGAGAGGGAUGAGAGGGAGAACAGGAGUAGUUUAGAUAGAAAGGAGGAGAGGGAUGAGAGGGAGUACAUGAGUAGUUUAGAUAGAGAGAAGGAGAGGGAUGAGAGGGAGUACAUGAGUAGUUUAGAUAGAAAGGAGGAGAGGUAUGAGAGGGAAUACAGGAGUAGUUUAGAUAGAGAGGAGGAGAGGGAUGAGAGGGAGUACAGGAGUAGUUUAGAUAGAGAUGAGGAGAGGGAUGAGAGGGAGUACAGGAGCAGUUUAGAUAGAGAGGAGGAGAGGGAUGAGAGGGAGUACAGGAGUAGCUUAGAUAGAAAGGAGGAGAGGGAUAAAGAUAAAGACGGGGAAGAGGUAGAAGAUACGAGGGAAGAAGGGAAGAAUGGGAAGAAUGGGAAGAAUGGGAAGAAUGGGAAGAAUGGGAAGAAUGGGAAGAAUGGGAAGAAUGGGAAGAAGGGGAAGAAGGGGAAGAAGGGGAAGAAUGGAAAUAAUGGGAAGAAUGGAAAGAAGGGAAGAAAGGGAAAAAGGGGUGCUCAAAAAAGAGGGAAGGAAAGUCAAAAGAGGAAAAGGACAAGAGAUAAAUCUAUACAACCUAGAGAUAAAUCUAUACAACCUAGAGAUAAAUCUAUACAACCUAGAUCUAAAACUAUACAACCUAGAGCUAAAACUAAACAACCUAGAUAUAAACCUAUACAGUUAAGAGAAAAAACUAUACAACCUAGAGCUAAAACUAUACAACCUAGAGAUAAACCUAUACAGUUAAAAGAAAAAACUAUACAACCUAGAUCUAAAACUAUACAACCUAGAGAUAAAUCUUUACAACAUAGAGAUAAAACUAUACAACCUAAAGAUAAAACUGUACAACCUAGAGAUAAAUCUAUACAACCUAGAGAUAAAUCUAUACAACCUAGACCUAAAACUAUACAAUCUAGAGAUAAAACAAUACAACCUAAAGAUAAAACUAUACAAUCUAGAGAUAAAUCUAUACAACCUAGAGAUAAAACCAUACAACCAAGACCUAAAACUAUACAACCUAGAGAUAAAACUAUACAACCUAGAGAUACAACUAUACAACCUAGAGCUAAAUAUUUUCAACCUAGACCUAAAACACUAAAGUUCUUGUUCUAA